This is a messenger RNA of Capra hircus (goat), 4776 nucleotides long. It is a transcript of the gene CSNK1G3, whose product is annotated as casein kinase 1 gamma 3. The transcript has 14 exons. Gene Ontology annotation, molecular function: ATP binding; protein serine/threonine kinase activity. Bases 713 to 2080 code for a protein of 455 amino acids. Gene Ontology annotation, biological process: endocytosis; signal transduction; positive regulation of canonical Wnt signaling pathway. Gene Ontology annotation, cellular component: nucleus; cytoplasm; plasma membrane. The record is from RefSeq and is a predicted model, not a curated record. Lineage: Eukaryota; Metazoa; Chordata; Mammalia; Artiodactyla; Bovidae.
UCGCUGAUGCGGGCAGCUCUAGGGGCGGCCGCCGCUGGAGAGACGCUUCCCUUUUUUAUUUUUUUUUCCCCAAGCGUUCACUUCCGGGUCCGGCGCCGAUCCGGAUGCCCGAGGCAGAAGGAUGUUUGACCUCCGGAUAAGCGAGGAGGCGCCGCUGUGCAUUCAUUGCCGGCUGCAUCGGUGGCGACAGCAGGGGCCCGGGCGGCGACUCUCCGGCCACAGGCGGCGGUAGGACGCACCGACAGUAGUGAGGGGACCGAGUCCGAGCCGAGCUGCGUUACCUCCCUCGCUCGCUCCUUCCCCCUCUACCUCGCUCGCUCCCUCCCUGCGUGGCUCUCUUUCCUCCUCCGGCCGCCGGCGGGUGCAAUGUGCCGCCGCCGCUGCCCCCGCCGCCACUGACUGACGGACCGGGGGGCGCCGCCCGCGCCCGGGACCGACCCGCCGCUGGCGGCCGCGCCUCUGAGCUCUCUAUCAAUAUCAGCUCACAUCAUUGAAAAAAUAAUUCUGAAGACAUGUUUUGCUGAAAAGACAGCUGAGAAAAAUUUUACGAAUGGGAUGAACACGUGCCAGUUCAUUGACUACCUACUGCAAUUUGAAUGUUAACAUCACCCACCUGGUACAGUUACCUAGUGAUGUACCAGUUCUCACGAUACCCUAUUUCAGCGUGCUUGUCUUGAUUAAAGAAUUCAAAGUGGAGUACCGCAAACUUGAUAUGGAAAAUAAAAAGAAAGACAAGGACAAAUCAGAUGAUAGAAUGGCACGACCUAGUGGUCGGUUGGGACAUAACACUCGAGGAACUGGUUCUUCAUCCUCUGGAGUUUUAAUGGUUGGACCUAACUUUAGAGUUGGAAAAAAAAUUGGAUGUGGGAAUUUUGGAGAACUACGAUUAGGGAAAAAUUUGUAUACAAAUGAAUAUGUGGCCAUUAAAUUGGAGCCCAUGAAAUCCAGAGCACCACAGCUACAUUUGGAAUACAGAUUCUACAAGCAGUUAGGAUCUGGAGAUGGUAUACCUCAAGUUUACUAUUUUGGCCCUUGUGGUAAAUACAACGCUAUGGUGCUGGAACUACUGGGACCUAGUUUGGAAGAUUUGUUUGAUUUGUGUGACAGAACAUUUUCUCUUAAAACGGUUCUCAUGAUAGCUAUCCAACUGAUUUCUCGCAUGGAAUAUGUCCAUUCAAAGAACUUGAUAUACAGAGAUGUAAAACCUGAGAACUUCUUAAUAGGCCGGCCGGGAAACAAAACCCAGCAAGUUAUUCAUAUUAUAGAUUUUGGUUUGGCAAAGGAAUAUAUUGAUCCAGAGACAAAGAAACACAUACCAUACAGAGAACACAAGAGCCUUACAGGAACAGCUAGAUAUAUGAGCAUAAACACACAUUUAGGGAAAGAACAAAGUAGAAGAGAUGACUUAGAAGCGCUAGGUCACAUGUUCAUGUAUUUUCUGAGGGGCAGUCUUCCUUGGCAAGGUUUAAAGGCUGACACAUUAAAAGAGAGGUAUCAGAAAAUUGGAGAUACAAAACGAGCCACCCCAAUAGAAGUGUUAUGUGAAAAUUUUCCAGAAGAAAUGGCAACGUAUCUUCGUUAUGUAAGAAGGCUAGAUUUUUUUGAAAAACCAGAUUAUGACUACCUAAGGAAACUUUUUACUGACUUGUUUGAUCGAAAAGGAUAUAUGUUUGAUUAUGAAUAUGACUGGAUUGGUAAACAGUUGCCUACUCCAGUGGGUGCAGUUCAACAAGAUCCUGCUCUGUCAUCAAACAGAGAAGCACAUCCACACAGAGAUAAGAUACAAUCCAAAAAUCAGUCGACAGACCACAGGGCAGCUUGGGACUCCCAGCAGGCAAAUCCCCAUCAUUUGAGAGCUCACCUUGCAGCAGACAGACAUGGUGGCUCGGUACAGGUUGUAAGUUCUACAAAUGGAGAAUUAAACACAGAUGACCCUACUGCAGGACGUUCAAAUGCACCCAUCACAGCCCCUACAGAAGUAGAGGUGAUGGAUGAAACCAACUGCCAGAAAGUGUUGAACAUGUGGUGCUGUUGUUUUUUCAAACGAAGGAAAAGGAAAACCAUACAGCGCCACAAAUGACUCUGGACACAGACAGAUCAUGGGGAGUUACUUAUGUGUUCAUCUGCUGUCUUGUGAUUAAAAUCAUCUCUGUAGUGACCACAUAUAUUUUCAAGGACUUACUCUUAGAAACAGAAAUGUCAUACUUUCAUACUUCAUUUUGUGGUUGUCUUACAGUCAUUUUUUUUUUUUUCCUAAUUUAACUUUUAUGGAAGCUUUAAAGUUUUGUCGAAACAUGAGUGCUUUGCCCAUCAGUGAAUGGAAUGGACCAAUGAGGUGGUAUUGAUGACUUACACAGUUCUAUAGAAUAUUUUUCAGAAGCUCUCCUCAAGUUAUAGAAAGCAGUACAGUAUCUGAAAUGUCAACCAGUUAUAUACCUAACCUGUUUUUUUUUUAAUAACUUCUGUAAGAGCAUAAUCAAACAGGAAUUUUCUCCCGGCGGAUAAAGCAACAGAGAAAACAGUUGCCCAGAUAUUUAAAAGAAGUUAUCCCUUGAGAAGUUCAUUAUCUUUGUGACAUCUGCAUUGAUUUCACUGUUACCAAUGGUACUGCUAUUCAUGAAUCACAUUAACAUUCUCUCUGUGAAAUCAAGGUACAGUCACUGCCCAGAGGUACUGAGGAAAAAGCUCUAUGGGUUCAGCCGAUGGUAGUUGGUAAAAUGAAUCAUAAAAUAGCGUGGUUAAUACAAGCUCUGCUUUUGUUGCACCACUAUGUGAAGUACCGUGUUGCCGAAGUGGCAAAAGCGCUUAUUUUUUAAAAAUGCGAAAUAUUUGUGUAAUGUAACCUUAUGCUUCCAGAUAAUGAUGUAUGUUAGACAGCAAGAAAUGAAUACUUUGAGAAAUGAGAUAUGUUGGUGUUUUUGGAGAAAUACGCUAGGAGAAGGAAUAAAUGUGAAUCUCACCGCAUCGUAUGAGGUUGAAGUCUAAGGAGAUCCCACUGGAACCUGCUGCUGAGUGACUACAUUCUCCUUAAGCAGAAAACUUGGGAUGUGCCACGCAAGGGUGUCUGUUUAUUAAUUAGUUGCUCUUUGAUUAAAAAGAAGGGGCCCCCCCAGCAAUAAAAACGGGGUCUCCCAUUGCCAUCUGUGCACAUUAGUCUCUUGUAUUCAACUUUGCUGGUUCUGUGGAAUCUUCCUGCUUUUUAGUAUAAUUUUGAUGAUUGAAAACUAUUUUGGAAAGGAUGGGUCAGGUGCUUUGUCCCCAUAGUCUUUUGAAGUGCCUGCAUAUGAACAAAGAAACGGUUCUGUUUUAAAAAAAUAGGAAACUCAUUCCAUUUUUCAAGAAUGUUUUGUUUUAAGCCAUACAGACACAGGUUAUACUUUUGUCACAUUUUCCUAGCCAGAAUUUUCAAGGAGAGUUAAGAGAAAAAGACUGGCUAGAAAGAUAAUUGUGUUGUUCAGAUCUCACAUUGACCUUCUGUCUAUGAAAUUGUUACUUACUCCUUCAGUGCAGCCCCUUCUUUUUGUCUCUUAAGUGCGUGCCUCUGGGCAAGCUUAUUUAUUUUUACUGUUUCAAGGUAACAUUUAAAAUGUGUAAUUAAAGUAAAUAAAUCUACAUUUUUGACUUCAUUAUUGCAUUUCCAGAAAUUUGCUUGUACUUUGUAAUUUAUUUUCUUAUUAGCCAAAAGUUCAGCGUGUUGUUUUUGAUGAAUUAGGCACCCAUAUGAAUAGCGCAGAUCAGGAUGUUGUUUGUCAUCGUCGCUUGGAAUCCUAUAAAUGAUCUUUAUAAGUUCUUGAGUUUAAAGAUCUACACUCAGCCUAGAAAACAUAUACUGUAUAAUUUGGUCAACAGUUUCCAUUUUAUAUUUGUAUACUGUCAUGAUGUCUUAAACUACAGGAGUUACAUACUGAGUUUUUAUUUUUGUUUGCUUUGAGCAAGGUAGAUGGAUGUUUUAGCCAUUAUAAUGUGAAACCACUUCUUUCUUUACAGUAUUUGACCAAAUUUGUGUGUCUAUGAUAUUUGUAAAUACAUGCGAUAUCUGUAUUUCUUAUCAUAAGCCUGUUUAGUUUUAUUCUCAGUAGGGUUUUUGGACUGUACAGUGUUUAUAUGAACUGAACUCCUUAUACAUAAGAAGGUGUGUAUAUUAAUCCAAUUAUGGACUUAAAAUAUUUUAAAAGUAUAAAUACCCUUAUUUGCUGCAAAGACCAGUGUGUAGACAUUUGCUUUUUAGCAAUAUUUUUAAGUGCUCCAUUUUAAUGCCAAGGAAUAAGUCUUUUGGCGACACAAACUGGUCAAUAAUAGGUAAUGCAGGUAUGUUCAGGUUAAGCCAACAAUGUUUUGCAUUUUUAUGCUUCUUUUCUGUCAACACUAAUGAAGUCAACAUUGCCUGAAUGUCUGAAUAAUGAAACACAUCCCUGUUUAAAACUAUGUAACUGAAAAAGAAAUAAAAAAUAAAGGUAGUUUUUUUAAACUUGCUCUUUCCCCUUUCCUCUGAUCAUGGGUAAAAUAAUGCCACUCACUAACUGAAGAUAGAAAUUUUUAAAAUCCAGUUUAUGUGAAUAAAUUUAGUAUAUGUGAAAAGCAGAGCUGAAGGAACUUUCUUUUGUGUUUUUGAUUUUUGUUUUGCUUUGUUGGAACUCCAUUGUAAGCAGUAUGUAGCUAGGUGUAUCCAAGCUUUCUUUAAUGAAAGUUAAAAAAUUUUUUUUUAUUUCUCUGAACUCUUUAAUAGAGCAAUUAAUUAGAACUAAUGCCAUUAAUAAACAAAGGAAAUAAACUGUA